Carassius carassius (crucian carp) is the source of this 2518-nucleotide messenger RNA. Its product is annotated as A-kinase anchor protein 10, mitochondrial-like. The record is from RefSeq and is a predicted model, not a curated record. NCBI's taxonomy places the organism in Eukaryota, Metazoa, Chordata, Actinopteri, Cypriniformes, Cyprinidae. Gene Ontology annotation, cellular component: plasma membrane. The transcript has 15 exons. Bases 221 to 2098 code for a protein of 625 amino acids. Gene Ontology annotation, biological process: intracellular protein localization. Gene Ontology annotation, molecular function: protein kinase A binding.
UAACGUUACCACAGACAAUCCGGAAGUGAGGCGUUUAUUGACAAUAUGGCGACCGGGCCGUCUGAGAGGGGACGGGGCAUUUUUGGGUUUUGUCGGUGACCGCAGAUGUGGAUGAUCAAAGCGAAAGCUGUGCGCGAUAGAGUGUGAUGAAUGAAGGGACUCGGGAGCUGUCGGGAUGUUGUCUCUGAGCUGAGCGAGCCUUCACCGCUUCAGGUUCAUCAUGUCGUUCUUCAGAAGGAAAGCAAAAGGAAAGGAACCCGAGAGACCAGCAGAUGCCAAAGCCAGCAAAGCCCCAGUGUCGCCCCACUCCCCCUCUCUUAGCGGCCGUAAUCAUCAUGCUAUCCUGGAUGCAGCAGGACCCAGCCAUGUGGCCAUCAAUGCUAUCUCAGCCAACAUGGACUCCUUUGCCCGCGGCCGCACUGCUAUUCUCAAAAAACAGCCUAGCCACAUGGAGGCAGCACACUUUGGAGACUUAGGUCGCUCCAGUGUCAACUACCAGGUUCAAGAUACUCGCUCUCAGCUUUCUAAAACUGUAGAGCAGAUCUUGCAGGAUAAUGUGGCCUUGCCCUACUUCAAACAGUUUAUGGAGACCCGCUCAGUUGAGCACCUGCUCCGCUUCUGGCUUGAGGCUGAGAGCUUUCGAUCCACCAGCUGGUCUAGGGUCAGAGCACACAGCCUCAACUCAGUCAAGCAGAGCACCUUGGCUGAGCCUGCGACUGCCCUUGAAUCCCCCGACUCACCAGACUCUCCCAAUGACCCCAGCAGACCCUCAGCUCUCAAUGAGGGAGAUGAAGAGGACACUUUCUCCUCGCAGACUUCCUCCAGACCUCACACUCCCAGCCCUCAAGACACUAACUCUCAUACCGUGGCUCUGAUUGGCCACAGGAACUCUGUAAGCUCAGAAGGGGUGGCUCGGCCUGGGACUCCCCACCUGCUGCCCACCCUAAGGUCAGAAACACCCACCAGACAGCCCUCCUCCAGAACAGGCACUCCAGUUAAAGGGCAGUCUACUAGUGGCCUCUCUGAGAAGCUCAUGAAAAGUAUAGAGAGGGAUGCCGUUAACAUUUUCACUAAGUACAUAUCUCCAGAUGCUGCUAGGCCAAUUCCCAUCACUGAACCGAUACGCAACGACAUUGUGGCGAAAAUCUGUGGUGAAGACGGACAGGUGGACCCAAACUGCUUUGUCAUUGCACAAUCUGUUGUUUUCUCCAUCAUUGACCAACAGCACUUUAGUGAGUUCCUGCGCAGCCAUUAUUUUUGUAAGUACCAGAUCGAGGUGCUGACCAGUGGUUCUGUGUUCCUAGCGGACAUUCUGUUUUGCGAGUCGGCCCUCUUUUACUUCUCUGAGUACAUGGAGAAGGAGGAUGCAAUGAAUAUACUGCAGUUCUGGCUGGCUGCAGAAAACUUUCAAGAUCAUUUGGCUGCCAAGAAAGGCCAGUACGAUGGACAGGAAGCCCAGAAUGAUGCCAUGAUUCUCUAUGACAAGUAUUUUUCACUCCAAGCCACAAAUCCAUUGGGUUUUGGUGACUCUGUACGGAUGGAGAUUGAAUCCAAUAUCUGUAGAGAAGGCGGACCUCUCCCAGACUGCUUCAACACUCCACUAAGACAGGCCUGGACCACCAUGGAGAAGGUAUACAUGCCAGGCUUUCUGUCAAGCAACCUUUACUAUAAGUAUUUGAGUGAUCUUAUCAACUCCGUACGGGUGGACGAGUUUAUUGGAGGAAAUGCCAACACUCCAGAAGGCGACCGCAACUCUAGCGUCAUGGAAGGGUCACAAGCCCAGCAAGGAACUAAAAAAGUGGCAGUCAGGAUCCUGAAGAACUUUGAUGAGGCGAUAACGGUGGACAUCGCCAGUCUGGACCCUGAGUCUCUCUAUCAGAGACCUUAUGCUGGAAGAAUGACCUUUGGGAAAGUGAAUGAGCUGGGCCAGUUCAUCAGAGAGGCCGAGCCAGAGCCAGAUGUGAAGAAAUCCAAGGGUUCCAUGUUUUCUCAAGCAAUGAAGAAAUGGGUGCAAGGAAACUCAGAUGAGGCACAAGAAGAGAUGGCAUGGAAGAUCGCAAAGAUGAUCGUCAAUGAUGUCAUGCAGCAGGGACACUAGGGAAGCCCUGAAGUGAAGUCAACAAAAUUAUAGAUUUCUGUAUGAAAGGUGACCUGGUUCUGUUUUCGUCAGCUAUGACCCUCUCGUUCAGUGUGGAAGCAGCUCCUACCCUCUCUCCUGUCGCCCCUCUGCAUGAUGACUGGAGAAGCAGAUGACCAGAAGACGAACACAGAGCUGAACUGCAUUAAGAUACCAGUGAGGACCUGAAAGAGACAUUCCACGACUUCCUGCAUGUGUUUGUGUGUGAGAGCGUGAGUGUUUAGAUAUGCACACUAAUAGCCAAAAUAAGUUUUCUGUAUGAUCUACCCCAUCACCUCUAGGAAUUGUUUAUUAUUUGAAGAGGAGUGUAAUGAGUUUAACUACAGACAUAAAUAAACCUGUAAACGCACUGCAGACGAACAGAACUAAAUCUCAGUACAA